AGGAUGAGGACACAGUUUUGAAUCAACGGCGACCAAAACUAAAAAACUCCACCUCGAUCAGAAACGCUGAAGAAACGCUGAACCAUCUGCCUGGUUGAAUUUUUUCCUCCCUCAUUUAAGAACUGAAUCGGAUUCAUCCAUAUUCGGUCGAAAUGCAGCAGCCUGAAUCCCAGCAGACAACUCAGCAAGCAGCGACAGAAAUACUGGAUCCAGCAGAUCAGUACCUGCGUCGGAGGAAAACGGCUCUGUGGGUGACCGUGUCUCUGCUGGCUCUGGCUCUGGUGGUGCUGGCAGUGGGUCUCAUCUCUGCCACUCGCACCGACAAUGUGCCUGUCGCUGGAUAUUACCCCGGCAUCACUAUGAGUUUCGGAGCGUUUCUGGGCAUUGUUGGCAUAUACCUGGUGGAGAACCGCAGACCCAUGCUCAUGGCAGCCAUCAUCUUCAUCAGUAUCGGAGUCAUCGCGUCUUUCUUCUGUGCCAUUGUGGAUGGGAUCAUCGCUUCAGAGUUCAUUGACACAAGACCCCUGCAGGAAGACAUGUGUGACUUCUACGCCAGUGGAGCAGGCUACGCCUACGACAGCUACUACACAGAGGUGACGUGUCGUUCAUUCGACAAAGCGUGCAAGCUGAAACUGAGGAGCAACACCUGCUACUGCUGCUACCUGUACAACUGUGAGAGCACAGAGUACCACACUCAGUACUAUGAGUUCACUGGUGUCAGCAGCUGCUGGGAUGCGAUCCACCUGUACCGUCUGCUGUGGGCCUCAGUGGUGCUCAACGUCAUCGGCUUGUUCCUGGGCAUCAUCACUGCCGCCAUCCUCGGAGCGUACAAGGACAUGAAGCCGACUCCUCCGACGGUUCCCAGCCCGGCGCCGCCGCCCCAUAUCCUGUACAACCCGACCCAGCACAUGCUCACCUAUGCUGGCUUCUGUCCCUCAGGACAGACUCUGCCUGCCUACCCCAACUAUCCAAUACCCAUGCAGCAUAACAGCAACUACCAGGCACCUGCUACGCCCCAGCUGAUCCCCGAGGGAGGCCCUUCCUCCACCUCUUGCCUGUCUGAGGAGAACCAGCAGCCGUCUCAGGCUCCCACCCAGCCACAGCCUCAGGGGGCCACCCAGGAACCAGGAAGCUACAUGCUGACUCCCAACGCUCCUGCCCUCUACGGAUCCUCCUACAGCCCCUUUGAGAAACCUCCCCCUUAUGCCUGCUGAGCCCUCAUACAAACAUAUGGGGGCACGAUGGAGAAAGAACAUAUUGAUCUGGUCAGACUUAAUGUAGCACAAGACAUUUCAUAUGUAAUCUUGUGGACGGAAAACACUAAAGUGAGAUUCACAAUUGCUGAUUUAAAUGCUGUGUUUCAUGUGUCUGAUGGAUUUGAACUGGAGCAAAACACAGUUUUAUUGCUCUGUAGUGUGAUUAUAUAGACAUGAUUAAGUUAUUUCAUGUGUAUUUUGUAAAGGAAACAUGCUUAGUUGCCUCCAUGCCCAAAGUUAAAUGAGAAGAUUGAGAACAGUCAUCUUAGGUAAAUAUGAAGUUACAUAAGAAUGCAAGUAAGCAUAUUUCCCAAAAUAUUCAGAUGCAUACAUAUUAUAUAUAAAUACGUUUAUAAGUUUGACAGCUCUUUCUGUUAUGACUGGGUUACAGGUGUACUGUGUAUUGUCUCACUAUACUAACUACUGUACAAGAAAAAGGGCUUUCUUGAAAUGUGAACUGGAGAGUAAAUGAUGCUGGUGUUGCUGUUGCUUA
Lates calcarifer (barramundi perch) is the source of this 1749-nucleotide messenger RNA. Its product is annotated as transmembrane protein 255B. The coding region runs from base 153 to 1214 and encodes 353 amino acids. The record is from RefSeq and is a predicted model, not a curated record. Lineage: Eukaryota; Metazoa; Chordata; Actinopteri; Centropomidae. The transcript is spliced from 9 exons.